AACAACAACAACAUAUUUCGCAAUUCAAAUUCCACUUCCACGUCAAAAGUACAGAACUUCAAAGUACAGACAUGUGAACAAUAGUACCAAAUUGGAAUAGAAGACAUCAUCAUGGCUGUUCGUCGUGACAAACACAAGACGCCUGUCUUCUUAGAGAAAGCAAAUAAAGAACAGACUAGGAUCCAGGAGAAACUGCACAUUAAACUUAAAGCUGAUAUUUACAGGUUAUUUCAAGAUGGGACCUAUUCAGACACCACCCUCCCAUGUGGGCCAACACCCAUGCAUAUCCAUAGGGCCAUCUUUGAAUCAAGGGUUCCUGGUCUUCUGGAUAUCCUCUGUCCGGAUGGUGUACCAAAUAAGACUAUCCUAGACCUCAUAGCGGCUGAAGACCUGGCACAGUUUGUCAAGUGUGUAUACCAGGAGGAUGAUCUGGCGAAGGCAUGGGAAAUGUUUCUCUCUCACAUUGCCAUUCCUGACGAGCAAGGAGCAGGUGGAGAACCAGAGGAGACUUCGUCUGCAGGAGAUGCAGAGCUACAUCCUGGAGGUGUCAAGGAGCUGGAAGAUGUGUUGUUGGGUGCGCAAGGUGGAGGAGCUGCCUCCGAUGUACCCAUACCAAAGGAAUCCUCAGAGGUUGAGGAACCCUGUCAAAGACACAACGCCGUAGAGAGUGUAGAUCCUGCAUGUCGGGAUCAAGAAGAAGGGCCAGGAGAAGAUGGUCGGACAUCAAAUUCACUGCUGCAUACCGAAGAGGCUGAUUCUGCCAACAUUCCCCUUACAAAUGGGACUGAACAACUAGAAUUGCCUGUGGAUGAUCAUCAAGGAACAGAAGCUGCUUCAGCAGCCACACCAGGAUCUCAGAUGGACAGUGUUCAACAGCUAGAUGUUUGUCAGUACGUAACUAUGGACUCACCUAUGGGCCUCGUUCCCAUGCGGUUGCUGCAAAAGGAGGAAUCUGCUGCCGUCACCUUUGGGAUGAAGCUUCAAGCCCCGGGCCGAUUACUGAUCAAAACAUUCCAAGAGUGCACUCUGAGCAGGAAAGUGGACUGGAUAAAUGCGAUGAAGCUGAUGCAGCGAUCGUUAAUGGUAUCCCUGCUUUAGUUCUUAAUGGUCCUACAGUGCAA
Strongylocentrotus purpuratus (purple sea urchin) is the source of this 1121-nucleotide messenger RNA. RefSeq lists its product as uncharacterized. The transcript has 4 exons. NCBI's taxonomy places the organism in Eukaryota, Metazoa, Echinodermata, Echinoidea, Camarodonta, Strongylocentrotidae. Bases 112 to 1098 code for a protein of 328 amino acids. The record is from RefSeq and is a predicted model, not a curated record.